This is a messenger RNA of Brettanomyces nanus, 1272 nucleotides long. RefSeq lists its product as uncharacterized. NCBI's taxonomy places the organism in Eukaryota, Fungi, Ascomycota, Pichiomycetes, Pichiales, Pichiaceae. The transcript has a single exon. The coding region runs from base 1 to 1272 and encodes 423 amino acids. The record is from RefSeq and is a predicted model, not a curated record.
AUGUUCGAUGCAUUGCCUAUGGACCAAUAUAAGGCCAAUUAUGCUGACAUUCUUCAUGGAAAUCCUCUUCGCUACGGGAACAUGAGGGGUCAAGUGCUAUUGAAGGAUAAGUAUAGACGCGACUUCAAUGAUUUCGACCUUGUGUUGAGAAGGAACGUUCCUGCAAAGUAUACACCAUACUUUGAGCUGCCAACUUUAUUUUCUGCUGAAAGCAGCGCUGAUGAUUAUGAUGAGAUUGAGAUUGGUCGCUCAUCACCAUCUAAAACUGGUUAUAACUUGAGUCCUCUGAAAACGAAUAGGACUUCUGGCUCUUCCAAUGUGGCCUUUAAAGAUUCCGAGAACUUGGUGAAAAUGGACAAUAAUAUAUUUAACGACGACGAAACAAAAUACUUGGGUAAAAGGAAGAAGAUUUCUAGGAAGAAGCCCAUGUUAGUGGAUGACCUUGACUCGCUAGUUGAGCGCACUUAUAGCUACAUUGAUUCGAACUUACACGGAGAUUCGAGACUCGAUAAAAUGGUGAGCAGUCUGGUUGGACGGCUGCGUCAAUUAAAGAUUGAGAAUGACGAAUUAAAGAAGCAAGAACGAUCUGCUGAUGGAAAGCCUGUCAAUAAUCGACCUUUGAGCAGAGGUAUAAGGUUUCUAAUCGGGUCAUACAAAGAGAAGAUCGAAGAAUAUACGCUUGAGAAUUCGAAACUACGCCGAGAAUUGAAAGCCCAACAGGAAGCCCAACAGGAAGCUCAACUUGAAAGGAGCAAAGAGGAAGAGGAGAAGGAAAAGGAACAUGAAAAACCUGCACCUCUCUCACGAGACCUGUUCGACGAUCCUGAUGUCCAGCAUAUUAAUACUGUGAUUUUACAGUUAGAAAAGAAGCGUGAAAAGUUAAUAAAAGAAAAACAGGAAGCUAAGGUGUUGCAAUUACAGGCCGAGAAGGCCCAGAGUGCGGCAUCAACAGCAAUACCAAUGGCAAUGCCGGUUAUCAACAUCAAUCUUUCUUCUGAGAUAAUGAAAUCCCUUACUUCGCAGGUGAUGAACGAGAUGAAAAUGAAGCCUCAGAGCGCACCGGAGCCAUCCAAAGCGAACUUUACAGAGGAGAGGAAGUGUCCCCUUGAUCAUACAACAAUUAAACUCGGAUCUACUUGUCCUGUCUGCCAGAAAAGACCCAACGAGAACGAGUACAGAAAGGCCAAUAGAAUAGACUCAAUCUUGAGUUCUGGCAGGAACAUUUUUGAUGAAUUGCCUCGAACCGAACCACUAGUUAGUAGAGUGUGGUAA